This is a messenger RNA of Cephus cinctus (wheat stem sawfly), 1848 nucleotides long. RefSeq names its product probable ATP-dependent RNA helicase DDX49 (gene Dbp45A). Bases 292 to 1680 code for a protein of 462 amino acids. Lineage: Eukaryota; Metazoa; Arthropoda; Insecta; Hymenoptera; Cephidae. The record is from RefSeq and is a predicted model, not a curated record. The transcript has 5 exons. Gene Ontology annotation, molecular function: nucleic acid binding; ATP binding; RNA helicase activity.
ACUUGUUGCUUAUGUAUUACGGCGCAUGCGAUUCCUAUCGUGCAAUCGACGCAGUCGCAUUCUACGCUAUCAAGAACCAUGUUGCUGCAUUUUGUAAGAACACAGAAGUGCCCAGAAAUUUGUGCAAUGAAGUUGAUAACUUCGUAGUAAAGAACCAGAGAAAGAACGUCCAUUAGGUAUUUCAGAAUUACCGACGGCUAUUUGUGCUAAUUGCACAAGUUCUAGGUAGUUAACCUUCUUUAUUAACACCUUUACAGUGCUCUUGUGUUUUCCGAAGAGUUUGUAUAACACAUGUUAUGUGAGAAAAGGUGUCUCAAGAUGAACAACGAAAUAAAUUCAUUUGCUGAUUUAAAAUUAAACUCAUGGAUCGUAACACAGUGUGAAUCUAUUGGUUUGAAGAAACCCACUCAAAUUCAGGAGAAUUGUAUUCCACAAAUUUUAAGUGGAAAAGACUGUAUUGGUUGUGCUAAAACAGGAAGUGGUAAAACAUUAGCUUUCGCACUUCCUAUCUUACAGAAACUAUGUGAAGAUCCAUAUGGAAUAUUUGCUCUUAUAUUAACUCCUACGAGGGAGUUAGCAUUCCAGAUUGCUGAUCAGUUUGCAGUUAUUGGAAAAACAAUUAAUCUGAAGAAAUGUGUUAUUGUGGGAGGAAUGGAUAUGGUUACUCAAGCUCAAGAAUUAGCCAAACAUCCGCACAUUGUUGUUGCGACCCCUGGACGUCUUGCAGAUCAUCUUGAAAGUUGUGAUACAUUUUCACUUCAAAGAAUACAAUUUCUUGUGCUUGACGAAGCCGAUAGAUUACUUGGUGGACACUUUGAUGAACAAAUCAAGACAAUAUUUCAAGCCUUGCCAAAGAAAAAACAAUCUUUGCUUUUUAGUGCUACGAUAACGGACACUUUGGACAAAGUGAAAAGUGUUACAUCUAAUGAAGUUUUUGUAUGGGAAUCUAAAGAUGAUUCUGGUAUGGCAACAGUUAAGGAAUUAGAUCAGAGAUAUGUUUUAGCGCCUAGCGAUGUUCGUGAUGCCUUUCUAGUAGAAGUAAUUAAGAUGUUCCAAGAAACAAAUGAAAAUGGGUCGAUUAUGGUAUUCACAGAUACUUGCAAACAUUGUCAACUAUUGUCUGUGAUGCUAAAUGAAAUAAGUUUUACAAAUGUAGCACUGCAUGCUAUGAUAAAACAGAGAGAACGUCUGGCAGCAUUGAGCAAAUUCAAAUCAAACCAUGUUAAGAUUUUAAUUGCAACUGACGUUGCCGCCAGAGGUUUGGAUAUACCAUUAGUGGAAUUAGUAAUUAAUCAUACAAUUCCGAAUGUACCAAAAGAGUACAUCCAUAGAGUUGGUAGAACAGCGAGAGCUGGUAGAGGUGGAAUGGCUAUAAGUCUUAUCACUCCGCAUGAUAUAAAAUUACUUCAUGCUAUCGAAGAAACUAUUGGAACUAAACUGACAGAAUAUAAAGUGGAUGAUAAGGAAAUUGUCACAAUAUUUACACAAAUAUCAGUGACAAAACGCGAAGCCGAAAUAAAGCUGGACGAAACUGACUUCUACGAGAGAAAAAUGAUAAAUAAGAGAAAAAAGUUAAUUAUGGAAGGAAAGGAUCCUGAUGAAGAAGAAAAGGAAAUUCUAAAGAGGAGAAAAAAAUGUAAAAAACCUAAAAAGACAAAAAGUGCUAUGAAAGUGAGUUAAUCCUUGAUUCGUAAUUAUUAAAUUGGCAAUACUGAUAAUGCACGUAUGACAUAGUAAUAAUGAAUAUAAAUUACCAUGUAGUAUGAAGCAUUUUGUACAAUUUUGUAUGAUAAAUGUUUAAUAAUCUUGUUGGCUAUAACUCAUCAAUAAAUGUAAUAUUUGUCCAUA